GGACCUCUCCUACGCGAGCCGUGGGGGCCGGCAUCGAGCUGAAGCUUGAGAGUGUCGCCUUCCUCCCGCUCAUUCCUCAUCACGGGCUGGUGAUCUUCUCUGCGCAGGUCGCCGCCCCGUCGGCGCAGGCUACGCGAAUGCGCCGCACUACACGGUUCACGCUCGACCCGGGGACCAUCCUGCUGGUGAGCGACACCGAGGAGCUGCAGAGCCACAUGGAUGCCACCCUGCCGGCCUGCCCAGCCGCCGCCCCUCUCCCGGAGAGGUGGGGGCGAUGGCACGCCCGGGCCGAGGGGGCGCUGACGGCAGCUGCCCACCAAGGGUGGGUAUUACAAGACGGGGCCGCUGAACGCCCCAAGGGAUCCCUCCCUACCUCGCGCAGGGUGGCCACGACUCCGGCGGCGCGGCCCGCCGAGCCGAUGGAGCUGGUACGCCUGAAACGCCUUGGUCGCCGCGUUGCCCACCAGCUCCGCGACCAUGCAGACGAGCUCAUCGCUGGCCCUCUUCUGCGCCAGUACGUGGACUCGGCCCUCCGGGGCCGGUUGACAGCUGGCCCGAAAGGCCGGCCGACACACGCAGAGGCACACGGCAAGAUCUCGAAGGCCAUCUCCGCGAUCCAGCGGGACCUGCUCAGAGAUCGCCGCUCCGAGUGGCGCCGCCUCUUCCAGCACUUCACGACGGACACGUGGAGGGCAGCCACUGCAGAGGUUCAUGGGCCCUCCGAGUGUCCCAGUUUCAAUGCCGAGGACAUGACGGAGGAGUGGAAGCGAGUGUGGGUCCCGUCAGACCCCAACUACGACGAGCAGAGGUGCGCGGCCAGGUGGGAACAGUACGCCGCGGAGGCGCACGAGCCCUUGCCGAAGACCGCCAACGCCUACGACGAGGAGUGGUGCCCCUCCUACGCCGACUUCCGGGUCGCCGUGCGCAAGGCCAAAGGCAGCGCAGGGUAUGACGGUUGGCACUGUAGCGAGCUCGAGCUGAUCUCCGAGCAUUUCGAGUUCUUGCUUUUCGAACUCUACACGCUAUGGCGGGACACCUGCGAGACCCUCCUGGUCGAGAGGCCCACCACCGAGCUCCAGCACUUCCUCUUCGCCUGGCGGGUUGUUGGGGUGCCAAAGAAAGACCCGACGCAGUCCCAGCCUAUAGGGGUGGGCUCCGUGCUCCUCAGGGCCUGGCUCACCGCUUGCGAGCCCAGCCUGCCCACGCCACAGGACGCUCAGUUCGCCUGCAAAGCGGGCUCCACGGUGGUCCACGCCUGCUGCUUGUGGCUGCACGCCUGCCAGCACGGCUCGUGCGGACUGGAGCGUGACCUGUCCAAGUGCUACGACAACGUGCCGCAUGCGGUGGCAGACGCGGCGUUCCGCAACGCCCAGACGCCACGCCGAGUGCGGGCGGUGACUAACGCUGCCUGGCGGGGCCCUCGGAGGUGCCAGGUGGCGGGAGAGCUGGCCAGUGAGACACUCUGGCCUACGCGCAGCCUCGCUCAAGGGGGCAGCACGGCGCCGAAGGUCCUGUGCCACGUACUUUCCCCCUGGGAGAUCAACGGCACCAAGUUCCUUUUCAUGGACGACAGGUCCGCCGUCUUCGACUCCGUCCCGCAGAUGGAGUCAGACGUGCAGGCCACCAGCGCCUUCGACUCAGGCACGGGCGCUAUCGAGAACGUCGGGAAGCGCCAGGUCUGGAAGCGAGGGGACAGGACGCAGAUCGAGCACAUCGGCAUCCUCGCUGUCCCUGAUGCUCCGGAUGAGCCGAUUACGCCUGCCGGGGGCUGGACCAAGCUCCGCGAGUGCUUGCACGCCAUUCGAGGCCGUUUCUGGGCCUCGAAUAUCGACCUGCACCCCAUCUUCAGCGCGGUGCUCACGGCCAUUGACCGCAUCACCACCUGGGACCUCCGCUGGAGUACAUUCCUCGAGGUGAAUUUCACGACGUUCUUCGAUGCCAUAGGUUUCGAGUUCCUGCGGUACGACCCAGAGCGCGGAGUGCAGUUCCGACGCUCGGUGGACGAGCCUGAUGUCCGAGUUCGCCGAUUGUGCGGGCGCAGACACAUCUUCUGGAGCGACGAAGAGAUGGUGCCGCACCUCCUUCGCCAAGUAUGCCGGGCGAGAGCUCUUGCCCACGCAUCCGCGUCUCGCCACGACUCGGAGGGGGUCGACCAGAUCGACCUUGAAGCCUCCUCGGCACGAGCGUGGUCCACUUUCCGGGACUCGCUGACCCUGGAGGACAGGAUCCACUUGAAGAUCUUUCGCUGCGGAGCGACGCACAGCCCGACGAGAAGAUGGAGCACCACCAGGCCCGAUCUCACGGCGGCCUGCCCGUCCUGCGGGGGUCCCCAUCGACCGAGUGCGCGCCACUACGUGGCCGAGUGCGCCGCCCUGGCGGGUUUCCGGCAGGAGCUGAACGACGCGUGCCACAUCCCACCUGGCUGGUGGGCACGCCAGCCGCGGGCGACGCUGAAGACGGGAUGGGUCACUUUCCCGGCUCACGCGUCCGCGGCCCGCAGAGCGGAACUCCAGGUGGCCGUCUGCCGCAUGGGGCUCGUUGCCAUGGCGCAGAUGGCAGAGGAUUGCGAG
This is a messenger RNA of Prorocentrum cordatum, 2570 nucleotides long. The record is from the annotation of a GenBank genome assembly. NCBI's taxonomy places the organism in Eukaryota, Dinophyceae, Prorocentrales, Prorocentraceae.